Messenger RNA from Aspergillus mulundensis, 1407 nucleotides. RefSeq lists its product as uncharacterized. NCBI's taxonomy places the organism in Eukaryota, Fungi, Ascomycota, Eurotiomycetes, Eurotiales, Aspergillaceae. Gene Ontology annotation, molecular function: acyltransferase activity, transferring groups other than amino-acyl groups. The coding region runs from base 1 to 1407 and encodes 468 amino acids. The record is from RefSeq and is a predicted model, not a curated record. The transcript has 5 exons.
AUGUUUGGCGCCGUUCCUGUGAGUCAUAGGUACGGUAACCCUCCAGUAUUUAAUUCCCAUCUCCAACUCCCCAAACUCGCCUGCAACCAGAGAACUGGACUUCGCAAACAGAGCGACAAGAAAGGCAAGAUGAACCUCACCAUCCGCCCCGCGACUCCCUCCGACGCACCCACCCUCGCAACCAUCAACAUCGCCGCCUUCACCAACAAGCCCUUCCUCGCCUCCGCAUUCCCCACCGUCAGUCCGGCCGCCGCCCACGCCCUCAAAAGCGCGCGAUGGACGCAGAAGCUCGCAACGCCGAAUACGCACAUCUGGACGGCUGUUGAUCAAGACUCGGGCGCGAUAGUCGGCUGUGCGCGGUGGUCGUUCCCCGCGGACGCGACCGACAAGGCUGCCGAGAGCGCCGCGAGCGCCGCGAGCGGGGCGGAAAUGGAAUCACCGUGGGGUUCGGGCGCGCUGCCUCUACCGGAGGGGACGAACCGCGCUGUGUAUGAUGGGUUCUUUGGGACGCUGAAGGAGAAGGCGGCGGAAUACGUGCGGGAUGAGGAUAUCGUCCUCGACUUCAUCGCCACGUCGCCGGAGUCCCAAGGGAAGGGCGUCGCGAGAGCCCUGCUUACCUGGGGGAUUGAGGAAGCGGACAAAGUACAGCGCCGGAUCUACCUCGAGGCUACGACGGAGGGGUUCCCCGUGUACGCCAGAUUGCUUGUCAAGAUGGACGUCCAGAUCCUCCCGCUCUCCAAACGCGACAUCCCGCAGGCCGUAGAAUGCAUCCAGACCGUCUUUGCCGAUGAUCCCUUCUUCACAUAUAUGUUUGAUCCGGAGACCUACAACAUCGCCCGCAACGCCGCCUCCCUCUCCGCGCACUUCCGCCACGGCCUCGCCAUCCGCGCCCCGAUCUACAUCGCCAAAGACACGGCCUCAAAUCGCGUCGUCGGAAUCUGCUGGUGGCACCCUCCAGAACCAACAUCGUCUAGCCCGCCAUUCACCCAUCAAGCCCAGGACGCUUUACUUUCCAUCCGGCAGUUUCUCUUCAAUAUCCGGUAUCGAGGGCGCGGCGGACUGAGGUUAAAUCGCUACCGGCAAUGGAAAGCCUUGCAGGCGAAGAAACAUGACAGAAUCUGGACGGAUGAGCGAGGGUACUACUUCUGCAAUGUUAUCGCCGUGCGUGCUGAGAUGAGAGGGUUGGGACUGGGCAGACGGUUGGUUGAGGUUGUUACGGAGCGGGCUGAUGAAGAGGGCAUGCCGUGUUAUCUGGAGAGCUCGAAGGGGAUGCCGAACCUGGCGAUAUACCAGAAACUUGGCUUUCAGGGCGUUGGGGAGAUUGAGUGUGUGGAUGAGAAUGGGAAAGAUGGGUGUACGCUCUACUGCAUGAUUCGGCAACCUACCAAGAGCGAGAACGAUAAUUGA